ACAUUAAAUUGAAUGUGUUUUUCCAAAAUGGCUUCUCCACACUUUUUCUAUCUACUCUGUUUCCUCUCCAUCAUCACCUUCACUUCAUCCACAUCAGACACCAUUGUCGUUCCUCUUUCUCCAUUAUUCACCAAACACCCUUCCUCAGAUCCAUUUCACACCCUCAAACUCAUUGCCUCUGCUUCUCUUAACAGAGCCCACCACCUUAAGCACCACAAAUCUCACCUCAAUUCUUCUUCUUCUUUCGUCAAGACACAAGUUCAUCCAAAAAGCUACGGUGGAUACUCAAUUAACCUCAAUUUCGGAACACCACCACAAACCUUCCCUUUCGUUUUGGACACGGGAAGUAGCCUCGUGUGGCUACCAUGCUCCUCUCAUUAUCUAUGUUCCAAAUGUAACACGUUCCCAACCAAAAUCCCCACCUUCAUUCCAAAAAACUCUUCAUCUUCCAAGUUCAUAGGUUGUAAGAACCCAAAAUGCACUUGGCUUUUCGGCCCCAAUGUUCAAUCUCACUGUCAAGACUCACAAACUUGCCCUGCUUACACAAUCCAAUACGGGCUUGGCUCCACCUCCGGAUUCUUACUCUCGGAAAAUCUCAACUUUCCGGGAAAAAUCGUCCCUGAUUUUCUUGUCGGGUGCUCCAUCAUGUCCAUUUACCAACCCGCCGGAAUCGCCGGGUUUGGCCGUGGACCAGAGUCGGUGCCGUCGCAGAUGGGCCUCAAGAGAUUCUCUUACUGCUUGGUGUCUCACCGUUUCGACGACUCGCCGGAGAGUAGCGACCUCGUCUUAAACGGCGGCAAAACCAACGGUGUCAGUUACACGCCGUUUCAGAAAAACCCGUCGUCGGAAAACCCUGCGUUCAGCACGUACUACUACCUGACCCUAAGAAAAAUCCUCGUCGGAGAAAAGCGCGUGAGGAUUCCGAGCAGGUCUCUGAAGCCGGAUUCCGUCAACGGUAACGGUGGGUCCAUCGUUGACUCUGGCUCCACCUUCACGUUCAUGGAGAGACCCGUUUUCGAUUUGGUGGCACAAGAGUUUGAGAAGCAGGUGAAUUACACGCGAGCAAGGCACGUUGAGGAGCAAUCUGGGUUGAGUCCCUGUUUUAAUGUCCACGGAAUGGAAACGGCGUCGUUUCCCGAACUAACGUUUCAAUUCAGAGGCGGCGCCAAGAUGACGCUGCCACAGACGAAUUAUUUCUCGUUGCUUGGGAAAUCCGACGUGGCAUGUUUGACGAUUGUCACUGAUGACGUGGUAGGUUCGGCUUUUGCAGUUGGACCUGCCAUCAUCUUGGGGAAUUAUCAGCAACAAAAUUAUUACGUAGAGUAUGACUUGGAAAACCAGAAGUUUGGAUUUCGGAGUCAGAAUUGUAAAUAG
This is a messenger RNA of Gastrolobium bilobum, 1374 nucleotides long. Its product is annotated as probable aspartyl protease At4g16563. Gene Ontology annotation, cellular component: extracellular region. Bases 13 to 1374 code for a protein of 453 amino acids. The record is from RefSeq and is a predicted model, not a curated record. Gene Ontology annotation, biological process: proteolysis. The transcript has a single exon. Lineage: Eukaryota; Viridiplantae; Streptophyta; Magnoliopsida; Fabales; Fabaceae. Gene Ontology annotation, molecular function: aspartic-type endopeptidase activity.